CUUGAAAAUAAGCCACUUUUCUUGUCGGAUGGCCGCCUUAACCCAUCACUUACCAUCUUGGGAUCAGAUGUUUCGAUUGCACCAGAAACGAUUGUUUUGAAUUGCGUUGUUCUUCCUUACAAAGAAUUAUCUUGUAGUUACAAGAAUCAGAUAAUACUAUAA
Strongylus vulgaris is the source of this 162-nucleotide messenger RNA. Lineage: Eukaryota; Metazoa; Nematoda; Chromadorea; Rhabditida; Strongylidae. The record is from the annotation of a GenBank genome assembly.